Acinonyx jubatus (cheetah) is the source of this 1155-nucleotide messenger RNA. RefSeq names its product embryonic testis differentiation protein homolog B. The coding region runs from base 813 to 995 and encodes 60 amino acids. The record is from RefSeq and is a predicted model, not a curated record. The transcript is spliced from 7 exons. NCBI's taxonomy places the organism in Eukaryota, Metazoa, Chordata, Mammalia, Carnivora, Felidae.
CGCCCUGCGCAGCUGCCCCGGGGAGCCUGAGAGAAGCUUGUGCAAAGAUGGGGAGUCCCUAAGUGGCCACAGGGCGUGGUCGUCCCGCGGGCGGUGUGAAGGGGCUGGCCGGUCCCGCUGGGGCUUCACCUACUGGCCGCCGCCAGACCUGACCCGGAAGUGAGUCCAUCAGCUUCUCAAAACUACCAAAAGAUUAGGAUGUGCUGCUUUAUGGUUUCGGCAGAACGUAAGCAAGUUAAGGGAGGCCUCAGAAAGACUCCAUAGAGACGCCCAGGGGAGCCUGGGUCAACAAGAAGAGGCGUGGGGUAGGGAAGCGGAUGGCCCAAGAUGGACAGCUCUCCCUAUUGGGAGCCACAACAGCAACCACAGACACCAGAAUCAGAUGCUGGUAUGUGCUCACAGCCAGCCAGGACCAGUAAUCCAAUGGCCAACAUUCAAACACCAAGGAAGACAAGAAAGCAAAGGGAAUGAGUCUGUCCUUUGGCCACAAUCAUCUUGUUUCCAGCUGCCAUGGGAGACCAGGAGAGGAGGUUCCUGGCACACUCUGCACUCUCAGGAGCCCCUCACACAGGACGUCAGACGUUGCAGCUUGGGCCCCUCUUGACUGGACGGCAAGAACAGAGCUGCUGACAUCCACAGCCCAAGAUCCUUCUGAGAUCCCAGGGAGAGAUAGGUGCCCACGUGCCCAACGACGUUCCUGAAGCGAGCUCGGUGGUCUGAGAGGGAACAAGGCAGAUAAAGCGAUCUCUGAGGACUACCCUGGAAACAGGAGUCGUGCUCCUUCGUGAAGCCGUCUGUGGCGUCAGCGAGUCAUGGAGAAAGAAAAACCUGAAGUGAAACCCAGCACACCCGCACCCAGCAACGAGGAGAAGACACCUAGACCCUCAAGACGCCCCAGGCCUUCCCAAAAUAUCCUGUGCUUUUUACUGAAUAGGCAGCUGGGGAGGCACAGAAGUGACGUGGACCUGUCCAUGUGGGUGUGGAUGCUGGACUGAGCCACGCCCCGGUGCAGGUGGCCCCUUCCAAACAACCAUGGGUCUUGCCUGCUCACCCCCACCCCCGCCCCCACCUGUUGAAAAUGCAAAAGAAAAAUGGAUUUAAAAUAACAAACACCUCUCUCGUGUCAGCUCUUGAAAUAAAAGCUGCGUUUUCCUC